This is a messenger RNA of Drosophila serrata, 1951 nucleotides long. It is a transcript of the gene schlank, whose product is annotated as ceramide synthase schlank. The record is from RefSeq and is a predicted model, not a curated record. Gene Ontology annotation, biological process: ceramide biosynthetic process. Gene Ontology annotation, cellular component: membrane. Gene Ontology annotation, molecular function: DNA binding; sphingosine N-acyltransferase activity. Lineage: Eukaryota; Metazoa; Arthropoda; Insecta; Diptera; Drosophilidae.
AUUUUUUCGAUUCAACAACCCUAAUAUAUAUACCCGAUCCGCCGAUUUUAGUUUUUUUAACAACCGCCGCCCCAAGUUUAGUGAUAUCGACUUCGCAUUUCUCGCCCCAAUCGAAACUCCAAGCAACGCGGUCUUUUCCUGUCAGGCGGCACAUCGAAACCUAAAAACUAAAUUAAGCUGAAUUAAAGCGAGGAAAACACAAAACUAGCAACAACAAUACGGCGGCUUGUUUUUUUUCCUGUGCUUGUUAGUGUUCUCUUUUCGCGGCGGGGUGUUUUGUUGUUGCCGAAACACACAUACAAACAAUCGCAGUCAUCCAAGGAAAUCAGAAAAACAAAUUGAUUAAUGUGACAACAAACGCCAAGCUAAUCUCGAGUCUAAUUAAAAAAGGAAGGCACAGCCAGCAGCAUCAGCACCAGCAGGAAAAGGAGGACAGGCCAGGAUGGAGCUAAUCAAUAAGUUCAGCGAUGCAUUCUGGAGUACCCACAUUUGGCUGCCGCCGAACACCACCUGGGCGGACAUAGCGCCGGGCUCGCGGCCGGAUGUGGUGCACGCCAACUACAAGGACCUGAUCUGGCCCAUACCCUUCGCCGCUGUGGUCAUGCUGGUCCGCUACACGCUGGAGCGUUUUUGGAUAUCACCGAUUGGCAAAUCUCUGGGCAUACGCAGCUCUAGACCUAAGAAAGCGGCAAAUGUUCCUAUAUUGGAGACGGCCUAUGCCAAAUCGACACGAUUGGACAACAAAUGGCUGGCUCCGCUGUCCAAGCAAACGGACAUGACCGAGCGACAGAUUGAGCGCUGGUGGCGACUGCGAAGAGCCCAGGAUAAACCAUCGACGCUGGUUAAAUUCUGUGAGAAUACAUGGCGCUGCAUCUAUUACUUGUACAGCUUCAUCUUUGGCGUGAUUGUGCUGUGGGAUAAGCCCUGGUUCUGGGAUGUGAAGAGCUGCUGGUACGGCUACCCGCAUCAGUCGAUCAGCAAUGACAUCUGGUGGUACUAUAUGAUUUCCAUGUCCUUCUACUGGUCCCUCACCGGCACCCAGUUCUUUGAUGUGAAGCGCAAGGACUUUUGGCAAAUGUUCAUCCAUCAUAUGGUCACCCUUUUGCUGAUGUCAUUGAGUUGGGUGUGCAAUCUGCAUCGCGUUGGUUCGCUGGUACUGGUUGUCCACGACUGUGCCGACAUAUUCUUGGAGGCGGCCAAGUUAACCAAGUAUGCCAACUAUCAGAAGCUCUGCGAUGCCAUCUUUGCUAUCUUUACCGUGGUGUGGAUUGUGUCACGCCUAGGCUUCUAUCCUCGCAUCAUCUACAGUUCAUCCGUGGAAGCACCGCGCAUUCUGCCCAUGUUCCCAGCCUACUACAUCUUCAACUCACUGCUUCUGAUGCUGCUUGUCCUGCACGUAAUCUGGACAUAUAUGAUUCUCAAGAUUGUUGUUGACUCUUUGCAGAAGGGUCUGAUGUCCGGUGACAUACGUUCCAGUGAUAGUGAGGAUCUCACAGACAGUUCGGAGAAUGCGCGUCUGGCCAAUGGCUCGACGCGUUCCAAGAGCAAGUCGAACAGCGGCGCGGCCGGAGGAGCUGCUGUAACUCAACGCAAGUCGGCCAAUAAUACCAAUAAUCACACGACCGAAACGCGAGGAGUUGCUGCGACAACGUCCAAGUAGACUGUGUAACCACAAGAAGGGUCAAGGGGAGACAGGAGCAGCAACAACAACAGCAGCAGCAGAGAGACAACACACACACAUACACAUGCGAACACACACCCCCCCCACACCUACACCCACACCCUCCCCCCAAACAUUUACACUCACACAGAAGCACACAAAAACCAAACCAGUUCAGAACGUUUUUAUGUUAAUUAUUAUUUUUAUAUAUUAAUUUUUUUUUUAAGCUAAACAAGAUGAGAAACCAAAACGAAAAUUUCAAUAAAUGCGAGAAAAUUGAUGCGUAAACGA